Molecule: messenger RNA, 828 nt
Organism: Aspergillus calidoustus
Lineage: Eukaryota; Fungi; Ascomycota; Eurotiomycetes; Eurotiales; Aspergillaceae
Source: the annotation of a GenBank genome assembly
AUGCCGCUCCCAACCACAGUCCCAUGGCCUUUGCGUUUGGAAAUCAGAAAGAACUUUGAGCCCCGGGUCAUCUCCUUCCUGGCCUCUGGGCUGGGGUCAUACCCAGCGUCCUUUGCUAGAUCCAUGAAAACCCACUUUAUCCACCCGGAUCUCUGGUCUCACCGCAGCCCACCGGCUCCCAUCCGCGAUGUACACGCCCUCUGCCAAUUACACGCCACCAACGCUGAUAAAGCCACUGUCCUCUCAUCACUAUUGCAUAGGAUAUCCAUCCUUGCCCGACAUAUCUCCAAUCCUUCCACCUUUGAGGACCUUCUCGCCUCCUCCCAGGCUCUCCUCGUCGCACAAUGCAUGGUGAUCUUCAGCGAAGACCCAUCCUCCCCUUACUCUGACAGUGUCAGCGACAUGCUCUUCUCACUCGGCCAUAAACUCUGGCAGCAAGCCCCAAUUCAACUCUCAAGUACUUUCAGUCCACAGCAAGCUUGGCUGUUCGGCGAGUCCGUACGGCGCACCAUUAUUGUGGCAUUCAUGCUGCGCAGCGUCUACUCGCUUAUGAAGCAAAAUUUUGCCCUCCGCACACCUUUCGUUGAUGCGCUCCCGUUUGAUCGCCGGACGGCAUUGUGGGAUGAGACAAUCGACACAUGGACGGGUGUCCUACAGGACUCGGGUGACUGGAUGGUCUCGCUCCAUGGGUACACUGGCAUCUUGGAGACCGGCCAUGUCCAUGCAAUUCCGGAAUUCGAACAGUUUAUUCUUGCCGCCUGCCGAGGGAGGACGGUCGAUAUGAUACACUAUCCGGCGAGCCCAUAUUCCACGCUCGUCACGCCCUAA